GCGGGGGCCGGGCGGGCGCGGACCGGAAGUGGCGCCGGCGGCGGAGCCGUUACCGCAGCGUGCCGGAAGUGGCUGUGGGCCGGCGUCCGGGCCGCGCCCGCAGUGAGCAGCGUCUCCGCGGCCGGCGACGCCAUGGAGCCCGGGGCGGCCGAGCUGUACGACCAGGCCCUGCUGGGCAUCCUGCAGCACGUGGGCAAUGUCCAGGACUUUCUGCGCGUGCUCUUCGGCUUCCUCUACCGCAAGACCGACUUCUACCGGUUGCUGCGCCACCCGUCCGACCGCAUGGGCUUCCCGCCCGGCGCGGCGCAGGCCCUGGUGCUGCAGGUGUUCACAGCCUUCGAGCACAUGGCCCGGCAGGACGACGAGAAGAGGAGGAAGGAGCUGGAGGAGAAGGCCAGGAGGAAGGAGGCAGAGGAGGCCGUGGCCACGGCUGCUGAGCAGGAGCCAGUCCCGGCCCCGGGACAGGAGGUGGAGGUCGGCCCCGGGGCAGACUCAGGCGGGCUUCCGGGGCCACGGGGUGCCGGACUGGAGGUAGCCCCUGGCUCAGAGGAGGCAGAGCCACCAGGAGCUCAGGCGGGGGCCGCCGAACUUCCAGAGGAACCCCCGGCCCUUCCCAAGAGGCAGGAGCAGUUCCAGAGAAACCCUGACAGCUACAACGGAGCCGUGCGCGAGAACUACACCUGGUCGCAGGACUACACCGACCUGGAGCUCAAGGUGCCCGUGCCCAAGCACGUGGUGAAGGGCAGGCAGGUCUUCCUCUGGUUUGGUUUUUUCCCUCAUUUUGUUGGGCUUUUGCCUCAAGGAACUUUUUCAAGGUACGUUGUAAGUAAGGGAUUCUUGAAUGUCUUAAAUUGUAGUUAUUUUAAACUUCCCCAUAUUUCAUGGUUUGGGUGUGAAUGUAAAUCUAACUUCAAAAAAAUUCUCCCCUUAGCAGAUCGAAAGCAUUGCCUGCCUGUCGUCCUGUGUCAGGUGUUUCUAGAGAUCUCUCCUGUUCAGGUUCUUGUCUCGGUGGCCCUGAGCAGCAGCUCUAUCCGGGUGGCUGUGCUGGAGGAGGAUGGGGAGCACGUCCUCAUGGAAGGGAAGUUCACGCACAAGGUCAACACUGAGAGCUCCCUGUGGAGCUUGGAGCCUGGCAAGUGCGUCCUGGUGAGCUUGAGCAAGGUGGGCGAGUACUGGUGGAGCGCUGUCCUGGAGGGUGAGGAGCACAUCGACAUCGACAAGAUCAACAAGGAGCGCUCCAUGGCCACGGUGGACGAGGAGGAGCACGCCGUACUGGACAGGCUCACCUUCGACUACCACCAAAAGCUGCAGGGCAAGCCGCAGAGCCAUGAGCUGGUGAGGGAAAGUCCAUGAGAUGCUGAAGAAGGGCUGGGAUGCUGAAGGCUCCCCCUUCCGAGGCCAGCGAUUCGACCCGGCCAUGUUCAACAUCUCCCCGGGGGCCGUGCAGUUCUAGUGCCCAGAGGAAAGGGAGCGCGCCGCGGGCUCCCUCCUGCCAGGGACUUGCUGGCGGGUUUGCCCUCGCCGUCGUUCCUUUCCAGGGUGGACCCGCGGUGCCGGGCGCUGCAUCUCUGGACUGUUGGGAGCAGCACGGGGCGAGCGGGACGCCGGCCACCCGCUCUCCUCUGGCUGCUGUGCGCACGCUCUGCUUGCUUUCCUCGUGCUGGGGGCUGGGCGUGGGUGCCAGGCCAGCUGCUGACCUGCGGGGGGUGGGGGGGCGCCCUGGCCGUGACCUCUUCCUGCACCUGUGCGCGUGUGGUGUCGCUUGGCGUUUGUAUGCGUCCGCUGCCUGCUCAGCCCCGUUGCAGAGCAGCAGAAGGUGGGUCCUGGUCGCUGCUUCUGAACUUGGGGACACAGCCCCGAGUGGCCACAGGCACAGCAGGAACUGUUCUCCAUGUCUUCUCGUGGGACCCGGUUCUUGUCAGAGAGCCAGCUGGGUGUCCUCGGGAGAGCAGAGUGCGGCGCCCCUUCUCCUGUGUCUGCUGUGCCCCUGCUCCGCCAGCCGGGACCACGGCGUGUUGGGCUAUCGGCCAGCGUGUCUCCCGGGGCCUCCCCUCGUGGCUCUGUCCUUCCGGCUGACAGGGACUCCUUUCUGGGUGAUGGUCCUUUUGGGAACAGCCCCCAUCACCCGAGUAGGUGGGAACUGGCUCGUCAGUCCUGUGGGGGCAGGUAUGUGGCUCCCGGAGGCCAGAAAUGGGUGGGGAUACCUGAAUGCCUCCUUCCCAAUAUCCCUGGGAAGCCUCGGGUGGCUCUGGUGCCGUUAAGGGAAGUGCAGAUACCAGGUCGCUGGUGGGGAGCAUUUUCGGGGAUGCGGAGCCCUGUCUCCUGUAGUUGGCUCUGCGGCCAGUCAUGGAGCUGCUGAGACUCGUCCUCGGGGCCUCUGGAAUGUGCACGCCUGUCCCACGUCACCGGCGCCUUGUGUUAGAACUGUUCUGGGUGGUCUCGGGCCCUGGACCACGCCGUGAAGGUCUUCUGGCAUGACGAGGUGCGGCAUGCGCCCGCACCCCAGCUACUUGGGAGAUUGGGGAGCCGUGGACUCUGUGGUCCCUUGUCUUCCCCUGUCUGACAUUAUAGUCAGUGUUGGUUUCUGCCCAUCCUGCCUGUCGUGACAGUGGCUCCCCGGCGUCUGGGAGUGGUGGGCCGGGCCGAGGUGCUGGUCCAUGUGGCGGAGGGCGGGCUGUCCUCACGGGUGUCCUCUGACCCUUGCUGCCGGCCUGGGCCCUGGAGCCGGUGCAGCCUGCGUGUUUUCUCUCUCCAGACACGGCCACCGCCGAUCAGCCACUGAGCUCCGUCAGCCGAGGUCCGCGGAGAGCAGGGUGCCCGUCUGCGAAGUCCCUCUCCAGUGUCGGUUUGCAAUAAAUCUGUGUUUAAGCA
Mustela erminea (ermine) is the source of this 2871-nucleotide messenger RNA. RefSeq names its product NudC domain containing 3 (gene NUDCD3). The record is from RefSeq and is a predicted model, not a curated record. Gene Ontology annotation, cellular component: cytoplasm. Gene Ontology annotation, biological process: protein folding. Bases 133 to 1353 code for a protein of 406 amino acids. Lineage: Eukaryota; Metazoa; Chordata; Mammalia; Carnivora; Mustelidae. The transcript has 7 exons.